AUGCAAGCGGUAAAGUCGAAACUCCCCUCGUGGGAUACCACCAAGACCCAGAGCAAAAAGGGCUUCGACAAAGCGUGGGCGCUGCUAGAUAAGCUUGGCGCGCCGGUCAAUCGGUGGACGAACAAGAUUGGCAGUGAGGCGUUUUGGCCGACCACAUUGGAUAAGGAGAGUUAUAAAGCGGCCAGAAUAUUACGAUCCUUUUGCAAGGAUGGCUUCUACACAGAUGACGAUCGGCCCACCGACCAGGCCGGUCCCAAAAAGGCACCCAAAGUCCUGAAAAAGAUUCCUCAAAAAGUUAUAGAAAAUGCCGUCGGCCUCGCGAUAUUCACAACCAUGCGUACCGGUCUCUGGAUCUCAGGCGCUGGAGGAUCCGGUGUCCUAGUCGCACGUCAAGAAGACGGAACGUGGUCGCCGCCAUCGGGAAUAAUGCUACACACUGCUGGUCUGGGAUUCCUCGUUGGAGUCGACAUAUACGACUGCGUGUUGGUCAUUAACAAUCGCAAAGCCCUCGAGGCCUUCACCAAGAUUCGAGCUACACUCGGCGGAGAGAUAUCCGCGGUUGCCGGUCCUGUCGGCGUAGGGGGUGUACUCGAAAACGACGGCAAGUGGAAGCAAGCCAAUAGACCCGUCUUUACGUAUCUCAAGUCUCGGGGCUUUUAUGCAGGCGUUCAGGUGGAUGGAACAGUUGUGAUUGAGCGGACCGACGAGAAUGCCCGGUUUUAUGGUGAAAAGAUUGGCGUGGCGGACAUUUUGGCAGGCAAGGCGCGACACCCGCCUCCUGAGAUCAGGGUGCUCAUGGAGACGUUGAAAGCUGCAGAAGGUAAAGCAGAUGUUGAUAGUGCGCUGAUGGAGGAGUUGGAUGCGCAAUUGGCGCCGGGAGAUCUUACAGUCGAAGCACCGGACGAGAGUAUCUUUGGUGUUCCCGAACCCGACGAUCCGGAUCCAUAUGGUGUGCAUGCCCUGGAGAAGGAAGGCCUGGAAGUGCUGGAGGCUGGAUCGAGACAACGGCCGUCGAGUAUGCAGUUCGAAUACCAUCCUAGUCCGUCUAGUCCAACGUACAACAAGUUCUAUCGAAGGAGUUUGGAUACAGCUCGAGGCGGCACACCGGUGAGUCCGCAUUCAGGGACAAAUUCACCCUGGAGACGGGCCAUGAAUACGUCACAUGCGUCGUCCGAUGCCGGGACACAAACGGACGAUGUGGUGAUUCUUCCUAGUGAGCAUGAUCAUCGUGAUGGCUUUGAGCGACAGGAUGUGCAGCAUAGGGACGAGCAUAUCGAGGGCGAGCAUUUCUACGACGUCAACGAAGGGGAGAGUGAUGUAUUUGUGAAUGGAGGGAAUCCGUGGAAGUCGAAUGAAAUGGAUCGCGAUUCUGGCGUUGCGAUAGACGAGACUGGGAAACUAGAGCUCCAGAAUAAGGAGGAGGGAGAAGGGGAAGGGAGUGAGGAAGUUGCGUCGAAAGGGGUUGGGGACGAGACACAAGUGGAUGGGAUGGUGAAAGCACGUCGUGAGCCGCCGCCGUUGCCGCCACGAAAACUGACGUAG
Molecule: messenger RNA, 1542 nt
Organism: Pochonia chlamydosporia 170
Lineage: Eukaryota; Fungi; Ascomycota; Sordariomycetes; Hypocreales; Clavicipitaceae
Exons: 2
Coding region: 1-1542 (513 amino acids)
Molecular function (GO): phosphatidylinositol binding
Source: RefSeq, a predicted model, not a curated record